Messenger RNA from Lutzomyia longipalpis, 5245 nucleotides. RefSeq lists its product as uncharacterized. The coding region runs from base 141 to 3803 and encodes 1220 amino acids. The record is from RefSeq and is a predicted model, not a curated record. Gene Ontology annotation, molecular function: phosphotyrosine residue binding. NCBI's taxonomy places the organism in Eukaryota, Metazoa, Arthropoda, Insecta, Diptera, Psychodidae. The transcript is spliced from 10 exons.
CUAUGAGAUUUGCCAAAUUAUUUCCUUGAGACUGAUAAAUCCCCAGGAGGUGAAUUUGUGAAAAAAAAGACAAUCACGGUUAAUUGAAAAAUUCGGUUGUGAAAAAAGACUCAUUUUAAAAAAUAACUAAAAUAAAAAAAAUGGAGCGAAUGUGGCGGAAAGUGAAUCAAGGAUUGUCCGGACGUGGAGCAUGUGGGAAGCAAACUCAUCAUCAAUCCACGGAGACGGUGAGUUCUGCGGGAUUUGGGGAAGCGCAGAAUGUUGUGGCUGUAGCUGGUCGAGCUCCCCUUAGUACGGAAGCAGCCAGAGAGCCCCUUCCGGCUUCAUCUGACAAACGCAAACGUCGCCGGAGGAAGAGUCGUCCACGUCGAGGAGGAAGAUCAUCCGAGAGGAAUGCCCCACCGACCGCACCACCGCUCCCCCCACCCCCACCUGGGGCGGAUGCUUCCCUGAAACAACGUGCUGUUGCCAAGCUCAAAAUGUUUAAUUUCCAUUUGAACUGGGAUCUCCAUAUGACGCAAUGCAAACCAUGCGGGCCUCGCUCCGCUGGGAAUAUCCUGACGCGACGUCUCUGUCGCAAUCGACGACGUGAUGACAACGAACUCUACCGUUCCAAUAGUUUCAAGUUUGAGAGAUUCGACCGGAAAGAAAGCCAAGAAGUGGGUGGAUCUGAGACACUGCCAAAACAGAUUUCUAUCUGUGAUGAUUACAGCCUGCCAGUUGACUUUGUAAAGAAACGCCCGUCCAGUUUUGAUCCUUGCUUGGUUGAUCUUGUGCCAAAUAAUUGGACAACACCGAGCCCCUUAUCAGAACACGUGACAUUUGUAGAUCCAGCAAAUCCGACAGCAACAGUCACACCUCAGCCACCACCGCAGCCGCACGUUAAAGUUGUUGAGGGUUACAGUGAUCCGAAGGACUCAAAAAGGCAACUGCGUACUGGAAAGCGAGAGCACUCAUCGAAACGACCAACAUCACUUGGAAGUUUUAAGCCCUACAAUCGUUUUGACAGUGACUCAGAUUCCGCUGGUCCAAAAACAUCUGCAGACGACGAAGAAGAAAUCCAGGAAGAACAGCAAGAUCGUGUCCCGGAUCUAAAUUCCCCAGAUAGUAUUUCGGAAGAUUUGGUACGUCCACUGCAGUCACAGAAGAGCCCAAAGAGACUCACUGGACCUCCGGAGAUAUCCAAGAGAAAUCCCUCGCCGUACUACUAUUCGGACUUGCUGAAGAAUCGUGACGUUGGUCAGGAGGAAGGUGCAGCGCACAAAGGUAGGCAGCAGCAGAGACCCUUGAGAUCGAAGACUGUUGAUUCGCGAAGUAGUGGUUUGUGCGGUGGUGAACGAAGUGCAACACAGCCACAUAAGUACUACAAGAAGAGCAGCAGCCUCGACGUACCGUGUUCAGAGCGUGAGGAUAUCGAGCCACAGAGACGACGGUAUUCCAUCACUGAAGACGGCGUUAGGAUCAUCCGAUGUGAAUCCCCAUCGACAACAACAUCGGAUGAUUCAGAUUGCACCGAGUGCCAGAAGAGACGCGAGUGGCACGCACAAGCAUUGGCACUAGUCCGUGAGACUUGCAACGUUGUUGCCAUAGCGGACGGCUCGAUGCCACCCCAUCGCCUUCUUGGGCCAGCCAUGUGUGCUUGUACAGCAGCUCCUAGUGUUGUCGAUGACACCGAUGAGCUCUUCCGACCACGUAGUAUCUUCUACGUGCACCAAGCUGGGGAGCAGGAAUGUGCAGACUGCAGUCUUGCGGCUCCGGAAGAGAAAGUAGCGGCAGCGGAGAAGGCAACUGAAUCCGGAGGAAGUGGGAAAACACGAAAAAUCUAUGAGACAGCAUUUGAUUCGAAGAUUACACGAUCUGAUGAUGAUUUGGAUGAUGAUUUUGAUCGUCUCACCAAUCAUUCAGUUCUUGCUUCAACACCACACACUGUUGAUACGCCAAAAUCCCUGCCGAAAGAGGGAAAGGAGCGUGCAUCACGAAAAUCCUCACGAUCAUCGCGCGGGGGUAAAACACAGAGUACUCCAGAUAGAGGAGGUAGUGCCUCAACUGUGUCACAAGAAAUGGAGAAUCUCCAUCUUAUGGACAAUUCCCUGGAUAAUGUGGCAAAUGCAAAUGAAGGUGGAUCAGCUGCACAACUUCCCCUGAGGGGGUACACCCCCUCACCACCAUCCACAGCACCACUUCCCGUGAAAUUUCCCGGAAAACACGAACGCUUCCACAUGAAUAGUAUCAAGAGUGCACCCAAUUUACCAGCUACGAAUCCCCUGAAGAAUGCACGACUAAAGGAUUUGCGACUUCCACUGCAAUCCCUUCGUCCACACGAUGCCCCCGCAAGCAGUGAGGGAAGUAUUGGAGAUACGGGAUCGUACAAUAGUCCGAGGAAUAUUGAUCGGCCACGUUCAGUUGUUCUGGAAUCCGGGAGGGUUCUUGAGCUGAAACGAAGUCACCAUGGUAGUGGUCAGAGGCAGAGACGUGGUGGGAAUUUCUCAUCAACCGAAAGUAUGGCAACAUCCAGCAGUGGUGGUAGUAUGGAGUCCAUUCGAUCGAGCACAAGUGAGGGAAAUCGCAGUACAUCGAGCUCUGAGUCACGCCAUUCAACAUCACUCAGUUCCCACAGUUCGGAUUCAGUGCCCGGCAUGACAAAUCCCCUCCGGGUACCAAUUGUCAUUCACUCCAAGCUUCACAUUUUGAGCCCAAUUUCGGAUAAAUCUAGUCAAGAGCCCGGAAGUGAGACAAGUGAUAUCAACAAUAGGAACAACAACAGUCAAAAAGCAUCUCCGGAUGAUGGUACGAAGCAGAAUCAGAAUGAAGACUUCACCACGGAUAAUGCAGCGGCAAAAAUAAAGAAACGUCUACCACAGAAUAAGACUCUUCUCCUCAUUGCAGGUGAUGAAAUUCAAGGAUCCGACAGUGGAAUCUCUCUGCAUUCUCGUGAUGGUGCCAAAUCAAGAAUAAGCGCCUUCCAACCACUUACAACAAAUAAAUUCAAUCCAACGGCAGAAAAGAUGGACAAUAGCAUUGUACCAGCGAGUGGUCUGCCACAGGACUUGAAUGAUCUUCCAUUUGAUAUGCCAAAGCUACGUCGUCGUCGAAUUAUUGCCCAACCGGACGCCUGUACGUCCGGAAGUGCAACAUCAGUGGAUUUAGGAGAUCUCCCCUUUGAUAUGCCGAAACUCCGGCGACGUAUGCGAUUGACCGCCCAGCCGGCUUGUGGUGUGAGUGGAGUAAUUCAGACAAGUACGGAAUCCAGUGGUGUUUCCCAAGCAUCUUCAAGUCAUUCCGUGCGUGAGGAUAAACCAAUUCUUGGUACAGGGAUGUUUCGUCAGAAUCUCACACUCAAUCUAAUUGAGACAAAAUCAUCGGCAUCCAAAAAAUCCCUCGGUGGGAGUUUGGAGCUCAAAUCAAGCGGAAAGGGUUUGCUGAAUCUCAACUUGGGCGGCCCCUUUUCGUCCAGUGUGGAUCUCAUUGAUGCAACGGUGCCGCUUGAGAGGCAAGGAUGGUACCACGGAGCCAUAAGUCGCGUGGAAGCUGAAUGCACACUGAGACCACUCAAUGAGGGAAGUUUUCUUGUGCGCAACAGUGAAUCAACAAGGCAGGAUUAUUCCUUGUCGCUCAAAAGCGCCAAAGGGUUCAUGCAUAUGCGAAUUCAGAAGAAUGACGCAGGACAAUACAUCCUGGGACAAUUUAGUCGUCCCUUUGACUCAAUCCCCGAGAUGAUUAGACAUUUCUGCCUCAAUAGAUUGCCUAUUCGUGGCGCGGAACAUAUGGUUCUCCUGGAGCCCGUGAUUGCGCAGCUUCUCUAAAAGCUGACAAGUUUUAAAUUUUUUCUUCAAAAUCUUCUCUGACAAAAAAGAAUGUUUUGUAUUUAAACUAAAUUUAAAUUGAGGCUAAUUAAAACUUAUUAUAUAAACAACAUAUCACUCACAUUUAGUUUAUCAAAUUUGCACAUUGUUUAAUUUCAUCACGAAACCGUGGAAAAUGACAGUGGGGGGAGGGACGAUGGAAAUUGUGAUAAAAGCAAUAUAAAAAAGUAAAUCGCGUUUGUUAAAAUUCUCUGUGUGCAGGGGGUGGUGGGAUUGUGCAAGAUGUUGCGUCAAUUUAUCUGUGCAAUAAAUUAUAAUUCAAUUAAAAAAAAUAAAUCUUUGAGCAAAUCGAUGCUUCCUCCUGCACAAAAGUGGAAGAAGAAAAAAUAUUCUACAGGACAUUUUUAUUUAAAAAACAAAAUCUGUUUAAGCAAACAAAAUCACAGCUAAUGGGAAAUUAAAUAUCAAUCAGAAGAAGAAGGGUACCUACAUAAUUAACCAAGGAGGUAAUUGUGCGGCAUUAUUGGCUUCCAGAAAGAAUUUGUAUAAUGAAAUCGUGCUGUUUUGUGACGUGAUUUUCCAUGGGAAAAGCAUCCAAAAAAGACGUAAUAUAUUAAAAAAAAACAUUAAGAAAGAAAAACCUUUUUCAUAUAAUCUUAUAGUAAAAAAAAGUAUAUAUAGAGAGAAAAUGUAGUCCGAGAACAAAAUGUUAAUCUUACACGAUAUUUAAAGGACAAAACAUCAUGUGAAAGUUGCAUUAAACAAAAUAUAGAAAAUAGUGAUUAAAAUAUACACCAGCAAAACAUUUUGAUGCAUAUAGUCAGAUAUUAAUAGAAGAAGUCAUUUUUGUAGAACAAAAUCCAUCACAUUUUUGCAGCUCUUCUUGAGCAAAAAAGAAAAAAAAACAAUCGGAUCAUAAAAGAAUGGAAAAAUCAGAAUUAUUACAAAGAAAAGAGAGAGAGAGAGAGAGAGAGAGAGAGAGAAAUAGAUUUGCAAAACAUCGACAGAUGAGAUAAAAAAAGGAUCUUUUCUUCAUUAUUUAUUCUCAGCAUUUAUAUAUCAGUAGGUUUCAUUGUAUAUAAAGGAUGAAUAAAUUGCAUAUUUACUUGGUAAGUUACAUAAAGAUUUCUUUUUUUUUUUACUUUUCCCUCUUCAAUGAGAAAAAAAAAUUAAUGAAAGAAAAAUUCAAAUAGAUUUUAUCUGGUAAAUGAGAAUCAUAUGAAUUUAAAGGAAAGAAAGAAAGAAAAAAAAUGUAGAAACACCAUUUAAUUCCACGUACUAUUUCCACUCUCUAUAUCUUAUAUAAUACCAGUUUAAUUAAUCAGGUGGUAAUAAACUCUUAUUAAUUAAUACUGAGAGAUGAAGAUUCAUUGGGAGAAAGAAAGCAAAACAGUUCUGUAGUGAUAAAAUGUAUACAAUAAAGAUGAAAAGUUGAAAAAAAA